GAGAGAGUUCCUUGGUAUUAUCUAUGCCCUAGAACAAUAUGGCUCUUAAGUAGAUUCAAUAUGUUCGAUACUUAACCUAUCUUCAAAAUUGUAUAAAUUAUUGAUGAGGAUUGGACAUUAAGAUGGCAUCUCGUAGUCUCACAGAAGUUUUCGUUUUAAUGCGAAAUAAUGCUAUGCAAAGUAGACAUAUUUAUUCUGAACAACAAGUGACAGAUCGGAUGUCUCUGGUUGGUUCAGAUAUUGAAUCAGGCCUAGAACUCCGCAGAUCAGGAGAAUCACGGAUGCCACCUGCGUGGGCUGAUGGGCUAGAAGAGGCUCAGUAUUCACUUACUCGAUUACGAGCCAAAAUUCAUGAUCUAGAUACCCUUCAUACUCGACACCUCCAUCGACCAACUUUAGAUGAUUCAUCUGAUGAAGAGCAACAGAUUGAAGCACUUACACAAGAAAUUACUAGGAUGUUUGGUGCAGCCCACCGUCUGAUCCAGCAGAUACGUCAUCAAAGUAGUGAGGGUGGUCGCCAAGAACAAAGACUUUCUUAUAAUGUUGUUUCAUCAUUAGCUGCAACAUUACAGGAACUAACAGUCAACUUUCGAAGGUCACAGAAUUCAUAUCUCAAAAAGUUAAACUCAAGAGAGGAACGUUCAAAGCAGUAUUUUAACACAGUAUUGGAUCAGGACUUAUCACAAGGUGUUGACUGGGAAGUGGAUAUUGAAGCAGAUAGUAUUGACCACCAGUUUGGUCUGGGACCCACACCUGGUCACCUCACACAGCAGCAACUACUUUUGCUAGAAGAAGACAAUACACGGAUGGCAGCUCAUAGAGAACACGAAGUACGACAGAUAGUCAAAUCUAUUGUUGAUCUAAAUGACAUUUUCAAGGACCUUGCACAUAUGGUUGCAGAUCAGGGUACAAUUUUGGACAGAAUAGACUACAACAUUGAUCAAUGUCAAAUUCAGGUACAUCAAGGCUACCAGCAGCUUCAGAAGGCCGACAGUUACCAGAAAAAAAAUAGGAAGAUGGUAUGCAUUCUUAUUCUUGCAUCAGUCACAGUAAUUCUUCUCAUACUUUUAAUAAUUGUUAAAUCAUAAUUAAGUGGAUGUAUUAAAAACUCAGUUGCUCUCUUGAAAGAAUCUUCUGUGCUUCUGUACAUAAUAUUGUCACAAUGCAAGAACAAUUCGUUGAUGUUACAACUUUAUUCCACAAUAACAAAAACUGUGUUGGAUCCCCCCCCCCCCCAAAAAAAAAGAAUGAAUUUUAAAGUAUUUACUGCUAGAGCUGGGGUUUUACAUUUCUUGGAGAUGUUUUAUACUGUUAGCACUAGAAAUUCCAGAUUUAGUGUACAGUUCUUUGUAACUUAAUAUUGGUAGAUAUGAGGUUGUUUGAAGGUUUAUUUACGUGACUACACAUUACCAAAUCACUGGUGUUUCUUCUACCUCAUAGUUUCCCUCUCCUUCCCAUUAUUAUCUGGUCCUUUAGUUAUUUUCUUAGCACAAUGCUAAAUCAUAGACAGUUGUGCAGUUGUGUUUUGAUAUUUUAUUGGGUUCAGAGUUGAUGUCUUGGCCUCGUGUUUGUUCUGUGAAUCCUAUGAAAGUACAGUCAUGAAAGUGAAACUGGAACAGUAGCAAAAGGCACACAGCAAAAAAUUCGAAUGACACGAACAAAAGGCAGGCUUAUCAGAGGCGAAUCCAAAGUCUGUUUUGAUUUUUUUUAGCACCCAUAAACAUGGUGUAGAUUUUACUGAUUAGAGUGUUCUGAAUUAUUAUGUCAAAAUACUGAAAGAGUCGUAUUAUCUUCUGCAGUUUACUCUCUUUUACCAUAGACAAAGAAACCAUUUUUAAACUAUACAGAGAGUGAGACAGUUUAUCAUUGAAAGCUGCUGCACUUAACACCAUAACCUCAAAGUCUAUUGAAAGUGUAAAACUUACUUUUAUUUCUCAGAAAGAUCAUCAAGAAGGGAAGUUGCUUUGCUGAAUAGUACAUAGCAUUUGGAAUUCAUAGUGUUUUUAAAAAUCAUAGGUGGUACUAUUCUAUGUAGACUGAUUGCACAUGAUACUCCAAUUGUCAGAUCACGCAAAAAGACUCCAUACACAACAUGGGGAUUUUCUACACUCCAGGUGUCACUGUUAUGACUGUUCACAUAGACACUUAAAAUAAAGUAUGUCUCGUUAGAAUAUGAGACGUGGAUCAACAAUUUUUUCUGACUUCCAGUGACUGAAACCUCAACAGUACUGAAUUUUUUUUGUUGCAUUCUGUCAGUAUAAGUGUUUGCAUGUCUCCAAUUUUGUAGACCCAUAACUCUAAAUAAUUUUGUUGUACUAUAAACUAAAACAAUUGAAAUGCCACAUGGUAGAGCAAUGUGGCACUGUGAUUUUUAGGGACUAUCUUCUAGUCAAGGCCAGAGACAAGCUGUGGACUCUUUAAAAAGGCAACACAUAACUGUCAUAUAUCAGAUGCCUAAUUUUGUAUAGACUAAACUGAAGUUUUUGUGGGGGUGAAGAGGGAAAAUACAAGGGGGAAAAGUACUAGGCAUUUGGUAAUGCCUGGUGAUGUAAGUGAUCCUUUAAUUAACCGCUUGUUUAUUGGUGAUGUAAUCUCACUGUCUUAUUCAAGUUAUAAGGAGAGAUGUGCUAAAUUAACUCCCAUCAAUGUUGGUGGUAUUAAAGCAUCUCGAAUGAAUUAGUCUGUCCAUUUUGGCAGUAAAUAUGUCAACUUUACACCUGGCGAUACACAUUAAUAUUAUAUAUGCACCAGACUCUUUAAAAGAACAAAUGAGCUUUCAACCCUUCAGUUUCUGAUCAUUUUUUUACUGUGCACAAGUUGCAUCUUUACUUUUUGGAAGUGAAGCCGUAUUUACAUCUACCAUAUCAGGAUUACUAAAGCUAUUUAUUUCAGGAAUUUCAGUAUUGCUGAUUGCUGGUACUUGUGAGCGGUAGUUAAAUUUCAUAAUGUGAACUUUUUUCUAUUCUCUAACAUUAGUUUGUAUUACAUUAUCAAACAGUAGACACACCAGAGUGCCAUAAAGCAGUGGCUGCAACAGCCAUGUAGAACACAUUCCAAUGUGGCAGAUGAAAAAUAAAUCAGGGUGGUAGAGGGUAAGGAAAGGAUGUAAUAUCUACUUUGUAAAAUUUUCCAAUGUAUGUGGGCUAUAAGUAAAAGUAUGAGGUAGUAAGCACCUCUGAAACAUAAGUCAGUUUCUACCAGACUACAUGACGCAACAUCACAGAAGACAGGCGCCUUCAUACUUGUUGCCAAGGGAACCUGAAAUAUCACCAUGUAAAUAAUGUAUAUAAUAUUUAUCUGUAUUAUUAUUGCUGUUAUUAAAACACAUGUUUACAA
Zootermopsis nevadensis is the source of this 3336-nucleotide messenger RNA. It is a transcript of the gene Syx16, whose product is annotated as syntaxin 16. Gene Ontology annotation, molecular function: SNAP receptor activity; SNARE binding. The record is from RefSeq and is a predicted model, not a curated record. Gene Ontology annotation, biological process: vesicle fusion; vesicle-mediated transport; intracellular protein transport. NCBI's taxonomy places the organism in Eukaryota, Metazoa, Arthropoda, Insecta, Blattodea, Termopsidae. Gene Ontology annotation, cellular component: membrane; SNARE complex; endomembrane system.